This is a messenger RNA of Spodoptera exigua (beet armyworm), 324 nucleotides long. NCBI's taxonomy places the organism in Eukaryota, Metazoa, Arthropoda, Insecta, Lepidoptera, Noctuidae. The record is from the annotation of a GenBank genome assembly.
AUGAUUGAAUGCGAACCUUCGCGGACAGGUGUCAUCGCAACUGGCGACCUAACUGCCGCUGAAAAAACAUUUACUUCAAAAAUAGAAUUCGGAUUCCCGCGCUUAAUUGCCGGCCCGCCAAUGAGCGCGCGUCGCGUGCGAGCGGGAAAACUAAAACAUAGAGCGAGAUGGAAGGUGUUGUGUUGGAGACUCCGCCCCGUUAACAAUAUGGCGGUCGUGUUGAUUGGCGGAGUGCGCGCCUCCUCCGGGAAAGCCGCGAGGGGAAAUGAAGAGGGCGGCGAGAAAAGUCGCUCCGCUGCCUCCUGUAAUGGCAACUUUAAUUAG